UUAUGGUGCUCGUUUUUCGGGACAUAAUCGGAAAAAUCUCGGAGGACCUCGCAUCUUUAUGCUGAUUGCCGAGCGCACGAAAUCUACCAAGGGACUUAUAAUAAUAAGUGUUCCAAUAUGGCGGCUAUUUUUGUCACGAGCGACAAGAACCAAAUAAUCUCUGUUACAAGUUCCAAUGCACAAAAAGAAGAUAAGAGAGUUACAAGUUAUGAUUUAACAGGAGAAGAUAGUGUUUUAAAACAAGUCGUCACACAAGGAAUAUGUCCUGAUGUCCCAAGUCUUCGUGAAGCAGAAAGCAAGGCAACCAUAAACUCGUGUAGUUUAGAAGAAGGUACAGUUACAAUCGUUCUGAAUGACUUUUUAAUGAGAGAUGAUCAUAGCACAGUAGAAGAUGAGGCCUAUAAGGAAAUAUUAAAAGAAGAAGUUCAAAAAGAAACAACAAAUGCAGAUGGCGAUGUGAGUUGUUCUAUGGGAAAUAUAGAAGAAGUUCAUAAAGGAACAGCACACAUAGAUGGUGAUGUGAAUUGCUUAGUGGUUAAUUUAGAGGAUCAAGGCUCACAGCAAAUAUUUCAAGACGAAGUUCAAAGAGGAACAGCACACGUAGAUGAUGAUGUGAAUUGCUUAGUGGUUAAUUUAGAUGAUCAAGGCACACAGCAAAUAUUUCAAGACGAAGUUCAAAAAGGAACAGCACACGUAGAUGGUGAUGUGAGUUGUUCUAUGGUAAAUAUAGAUGAUCAAGGCACACAGAAAAUAUUACAAGACGAAGUUCAAAAAGGAACAGUACACGUAGAUGGCGAUGUGAGUUUUUCAAUGGUGGAUUUAGAUGAUCAAGGCUCACAGAAAAUAUUACAAGACGAAGUUCAAAAAGGAACAGUACACGUAGAUGGCGAUGUGAGUUUUUCAAUGGUGGAUUUAGAUGAUCAAGGCUCACAGAAAAUAUUACAAGACGAAGUUCAAAGAGGAACAGCACACAUAGAUGGUGAUGUAAGUUGUUCUAUAAUAAAUAUAGAUGAUCGAGGCACACAGAAAAAAUUACAAGACGAAGUUCAAAAAGGAAAAGCACACGUAGAUUGUGAUGUAAGUUGUUCUAUGGUAAAUAUAGAUGAUCAAGGCUCACAGAAAAUAUUACAUGACGAAGUUCAAAAAGGAAAAGCACACGUGGAUUGUGAUGUAAGUUGUUCUAUAAUAAAUAUAGAUGAUCGAGGCACACAGAAAAUAUUACAAGACGAAGUUCAAAAAGGAACAGCACACAUAGAUGGUGAUGUGAGUUGUUCUAUGAUAAAUAUAGAUGAUCAAGGCACAUUAGGUGAGCCUCCCAGUGAUGGACAACAUGUUAAGAUAGUAGGAAUUGAAAAACAGUUAGGUGCAAUUGAAAUUCAGCUUGCCUAUUUUACCAGUCAAGAUAUAGAAGAGACUGUGAAAGCAUCUACUCAGAAGAAGAGAUUGAAAAAGAAAAAAAAAACUCAUCAGUGUGAGCAUUGUAAGAAGAUCUUCAACCGGCCACAUCAUCUGAAAGCUCACGUUAAUACCACCCACCUGGGUGAGAAACGCUUUAAGUGUGAAAUUUGUGAAAAAUGCUUUGGAUUUCUUACACAUUUAAAACGACAUGUUAAGACAGUUCAUGAAAAAGAGAAACCGCACCACUGUGAAAAAUGUGGUAAAUGCUUUUCAUCAACAUCAUAUCUAAAACUACACAUAAAAUCAGUGCAUAAUGAAAAAAAGCUAUUCAAAUGUGAUCAGUGCAACCUUUUAUUUAGCUGGCAGUGCAGUCUGAAAAGUCACAUAAGAGAGGUUCAUAAAGAUGUUGAAAAGCGCAGUAAAUGUGACGAGUGUCAGAAGUGCUUCCAUCGUCAUCGAGAUCUUCUCACGCAUAAAAGAACAGUACAUAAAAAGGAGAAACCCUACAAAUGUGAUGUGUGCAAAAAAAUCUUUGGCCUUUCAAGCAGUUUAUCACGUCACAUACGUACGGUUCACCAAGACAAGGCCUUUAAGUGUGAGCGUUGUGAAAAAAAGUUCAGUCAGCCUUACCAUUUGACUCGACAUGUUAAAGGUUGUCACAAGGAAAAGGCAAUGAAGGGGCACAAACUCAAACUUCACUAGACAAAUGAGCUACUGUAUGAUCAAAUUGACAAAGAGACUUUGAACAUUGCACUUGACUAAUGAGUGGUGUUUCAAUUUGUAGAGACAAAGUCAAACAUCACUAGACUAAUAAAUUACAGGCCAAUCCAUCCCUCUUUCUGGAAAUACACUGUUUUCAGUGGUUAUUUCACACUACACAGGAAUGUUCUACACUGGAAGGUUGUGUGAGGAAAAUGAGCUGGAUACAACCUUGCCAAGUUCAAGAUUUGCUAGCCAUGUUAUUUGUAAUACUUAGCCAUGUUAUUUGUUAUCAAAACUUAGCAAUGUUACUUUGUAAUCUAAACUUAGGCAUUUUACUUUGUAAUCUAAACUUGGUUCAAAUGUGUGUUUAACUAGCCUUGUAAAUACUUUGUAAUAUUAGCUUGGAUUAUAGAAGCCAACCACACCCACAUUGAUUUCAGGAAAUGCUGUAAAAUAAAUAUUUUCCCCUUGUUUGGGCCAUAUGGAAA
This is a messenger RNA of Nematostella vectensis (starlet sea anemone), 2588 nucleotides long. RefSeq names its product zinc finger protein 143. Gene Ontology annotation, molecular function: RNA polymerase II transcription regulatory region sequence-specific DNA binding; DNA-binding transcription factor activity, RNA polymerase II-specific. Gene Ontology annotation, biological process: regulation of transcription by RNA polymerase II. Gene Ontology annotation, cellular component: nucleus. The transcript has 2 exons. Lineage: Eukaryota; Metazoa; Cnidaria; Anthozoa; Actiniaria; Edwardsiidae. Bases 118 to 2100 code for a protein of 660 amino acids. The record is from RefSeq and is a predicted model, not a curated record.